CUCGGGGCCUGGGACUCUCCAUCUCAUUUACACUUGGCGCCAGGUGCACAAAGCAGCUGCUGUUCUAGCGACACGACUCCUCUGUUCUGGCGAAAAAGGUGUUUUUAAGAUUGGGAACUAGCUAAUACAGUGUACCGAACACUAAGUUAUGGAGACCUGAGAUUGAGUACAUUUUGUACACGUAGGUUUCAUUCUGACCUACUUUGGUUUGAGGUAAGGGACCGGAAGCACACUCGUGUUAGCUGCAUGCCAAAGUGUAACACUGUGUCAAAAUGCUAAGAUAUUAGCUAUUAACUCGGCCCCUGGUGUGACAGUGUUCCGCCUGUACUUGUGUGAACGCCCCGUCAGUGUUAUUUGGCGUCGCAGAUAUAAGUAAGCUGCACUUGAGGAGACUCCUGUGUGUGCACGACGGAAACGAAUAAGGAGAACGAAGAUGAAGAAACUAACGAUUAACGUGACCACACGAUGGGUGGUUAGAGCAGGAGGGAUGUAGCUCCCCAGAUUGAGCAAAUCGAUUGCGGCGGACUGUGACAGCGCGAGAGGCGUUUGUGCAGUUUCGCAGGACAGCGGAAAUAGUCGGAAGACGAGGGGGCAUGUAUAAGGCUACGUACGCACAGCAAAGACCGUUAGUUCGUAGGUCAGCUAUAUAGGGAAGAUAAAGGAAGCCCCUUCUAUUCGCACUCCACCCAGUCGCCGCAGAGGGUGUACAUGUACAUACCAAGGUGUCUGUUGAGAAAAGAUUUUACACGGAAUUCGCGCUGGUGCAACAAAGCAGCGGCAUUGAGCCUCUAGCGCCAGUCGAGGGCCCGGCGACUGUUUACAUGCAGUACUCGCUCAGCCUCUAGUUUCGGGCGACUCGCAACAAGUUUUCUUCGCCUCCGACACGCCCGGCAGGGCACGUUCCCCGCGUCUCAUCAGGUGGCCACGGGCGGGUAACAUUAUGUUAAACAAGCGAGGAGCUGAAUCGUCGGGAAGUGCGCAGCGCUUUGCAUUUCUCCUGGUUGUCGGCCGUCCGUAGUUUAAAUCUCCGGCCAUUCACAACGAGGCACAGCCCUCGUCUCGUCCAGGACAUGAAUCAAGUUGCGAAAUGCACGGCAGUCUUUAGCUGGGCAGGCGGAGAGACGGACAGAGCACACAGCACGCAGGCCGCUCGUCUUCUUGAAGCAUGCCAAUAGUGAUUUGAGAAGAUAGUGGAGUGUUUUGACUGGAGCUGCUGGGAACUCUCGCACGUGCUUCUGCGCUACGUUGGCGAUAAACCCAAGGAAAUUCUUACUCAAGACUGCGAGCAAGUGUAGAAUUAGACCGAGCCAGUCCAUGUUUUGUGUAGAGUGUCGGAUAUGUUAUAUGGGUCUCGUGUCUUCCGCCUGAAGAUCGCUGAUAACCUCCUUUGAUCCCUCGUUAAGCUGUCAUCUUUCGGCUUAAAGUGUACGUAGCCGCUUAUAGUUCUGGCGAGAUUUUUUUAGAUGGAUAGGUCAACGAGGCGAGUCACAGAAGUAUAGAAGACUUGUUAUCAAAGGUCAACAGUUAAGGUGGUACACGUGUUUCUAAACGGACACUUCCAUUCAGUGUCUGAUUUUUCUUUCCACGUCAGGACACUGGGAUAUGCGCAGUAGUAAACCACAGCUGCGGGUGAUGGAGUCUGCUCUUUAUUCUCGCACUCCUGUGCUCACUUAACAAAGUGUGCAGCCACAGACACUGCGCUUUCGCUAUAUCCACUAUGCAGGCUUUCUUGAAGCGACACUAUAAGAAGGGGUCACGUGUUAAAACAGGUCACACGGAAGUGGUGAAAGUCGAAGGCCCCUGGGGAGUACGGAAAUACCACGACGCCGUCAGCAAGUCCAUGGACUCUCUCCUGAUGGUGGCGUCCAGCGUCCCUUUGCCGUCCGAAGCCAAACUGUCCGUCGAUUCCGGGAGCUCGGAAUCUUCUGGCCACAAACCACGCCGCCCGGAAGCCCCCGCUUCACACUUUUCCGACCAGGACCUGUCUAGUAUGGACCGCCGAUACUCCUGUGACCUGUCCGUGGAAGACUUCUCUGACGAUGAAGACGACAAUGACGAUAACAGAAGCGAUGCGGGACUGUCGCGCAGCUUGGAGGCGUCUCCGCUGCGCACUUCCAGGGUCCGCAACUCGGACUCAACAGACAGCAGGGAGACGUUUCAGUUGCUGCGUCACUCCCUGCUGGCUACUUUGGGGCAGUCGGCGAGUUUGACCAGUGACAGGGAGACCGACUCAGAUGACGAUCUCAGAUUCUCCGCUGCGCGUGCCAAGAACCGCGAGCGGCUGAUAUCUGGUUCCAUGGACACCUUAACACGGACUACAGACCAACUGGCUAACGAGGAUCCGUCCUUAAAGCCGCGGUCAAACGCUCUCAUGGACCAUCCCUUCUUUCUUCUGGAGGUUCGACUUCGCGAGGGCAAGGACUUGGUGGUACGAGACAGCUGUGGUACCAGUGACCCGUACGUCAAGUUCAAAGUGGGAGGAAAGCAGGUUUACAAGAGUCGAAUCGUCUACAAGAACCUCAACCCCAGGUGGGACGAGACCUUCACCAUCCCCGUGGACGACGUCCAGAAGCCCGUCAACGUGAAAGUCUUUGACCAUGACCGUGCCCUCUAUGACGACCCCAUGGGCUCGGCGGACAUUGACUUGUCACAGCUGGAGCUGGAAAAACCCAGCGAGCUGAAGCUGAUGCUAUCCGAUCGCGGCAAGUCUGAUUAUAUGGGCUACCUGGUUCUCACAUGUACUCUUACUCCUAAAACUCAAGAAGACAAAGAUCAGCAGUUUUUGAGAAGAAGUGUCAGAAGCAUGGAGUCCUCAAAAAAGCUGAAACUGCAGUCGUGGUCAGGAGUGUUGACCGUUACCUUGGUAGAUGGCUGGAAUCUGUUAUCAAUGGAUGACAAUGGCCUCAGUGAUCCCUACGUGAAGUUCAAACUGGGCAAUGAAAAAUAUCGCAGCAGACACAAAAGCAAAACACUCAAUCCUCGCUGGCUGGAGCAGUUUGAUCUCCGUCUCUUUGAUGACCAGAGCAUGCAGCUGGAGAUUAGUGUUUAUGACCAUGAUGUCACUGGCAAAGAUGACUUCAUGGGCAGGGCAACAAUAGACCUUAGUCAGCUGGAGCCAGAAGUGACACACACUAUUGAGCAAGAGCUGGAAGAUGGUGGUGGCAUGGUGCGGCUGCUUCUAACUAUGAGUGGAACAAGCAGAGGUGAUGCUUCUUCAGACCUCUGUAACUUCACACCUAUAUCUCGAGACCUUGAUGACAUCUGCCGUAAAUAUAGUUUAUUAAGAUCUUUCAAAAACAUGAGUGAUGUUGGAUACCUGCAGGUCAUAGUGUAUCGAGCUGUAGGACUCAAAUCUGCUGACUUCGGGGGCCAGAGUGAUCCAUUCUGCGUGCUGGAGCUGGUCAAUGCCCGUGUGCAGACUCACACUGAGUACAAAACUUUGAACCCAGAGUGGAGCAAAGUCUUUACAUUCAAAGUUCGUGAUAUCCAUUCAGUACUUGAAGUAACAGUCUAUGAUGAAGAUCGAGAUAAGAAAGUUGAAUUCCUGGGUAAAGUUGCAAUACCACUUUUAAGGGUCAGAUCAGGGGAGGUGCAAUGGUAUGCACUGAAGGAUAAGAAACUGAUGCACCGGGAGAAGGGAUCCAUACAGCUGAAGAUAGACUUCGUUUUCAAUCAUGUAAAAGCUGCCAUACGCACUGUGAAUCCAGCUGAAGAGAAGUUCAUGCAAAUUGAACCCAAGUUUAGGAUUAACACCAUGAAGCGCAAUGUUGAUCGCGUCUCACAGCUAAUAGGUGUUCUGUUAGAUGGAGGUCGAUUCCUGCAGAGUUGCUUCAGCUGGGAGUCCACAUCACGCAGUGCUACUGCCUUCAUUGCAUUUUUGGUGAUCGUCUGGAACUUUGAGCUGUAUAUGCUACCCAUCAGCCUUCUUCUGAUUUUUUUGAAGAAUAUGCUGGUUGCUCAGGUGGUAGGUGCCUUAAAGCGAGAGCCUGUUGAGGAAGAUACCAACGAUGAUGACGAUGAUGAAGAAGAAGAGGACAAAGACAAGCCUAAUAUCUACAAGCACUUGGUUCCAGAUAUAGAAGAGAAAAAGACAUUCAAGGAGAAGCUUCAGUCCAUUCAAGAUGUCUGCCUAAAAGUGCAGGAGACCAUGGACAUGGUUGCUUGCCUUGGUGAACGCAUCAAAAAUACCUUUAACUGGAGUGUGCCAUGGUUGUCAGCACUUGCUAUGGUGGCACUGUCAGUGGCUGUUGUUGUCUUGUACUUCAUUCCCAUCAGGAUUCUUAUAUUACUGUGGGGAAUAAACAAGUUUACCAAAAAGCUGCGCAGUCCCAAUGCAAUAAACAACAACGAGCUUCUGGACUUUCUCUCUAGAGUGCCAUGUGACAGUCAGUUGGUCCAGUACCGAGAGUUUCGACCUGAUGAAACAGUCAGCCCAGGCACCAAAAAGAAACGCUCUUGACCUAGGAAGAUGAAGACUUAAAUUAUUUCUUAGCAUCAGCAGCUCCAUUAAGCUGAACUCAGGCUCCUCUCGCUCAAAGUGCCUUGGCAUCCUUUUUGGCUUUUUAUUGCUCAUUCUUACCAUCUUGUUGUGACAGUCAAGGAUGGACCUAUCCCUCCCCACAGCAAGAUGAAAGUUGGAAAUAAAUGCCAUGCAAUUUGCUGCUACUCAAAACUCUUGACCUCAGUUUGCUAUGUGCCAUGGUAUCUAGGCAUGUGUGCAAUAGGCCCAUUCCACACAAGCAUGGCACCAGCUAUGUUGUGUGAUGCUGAAGUGACAAAAGCAGGGAUUGAUUGAUGUCACUUUUGGAAUUUUCUGAUCUAAAAUUCCACUGAAGUCUUCAUGUUGAAGUUAUAGCAAGAUGUAAUUCUUAUGGAUUUUUUUUUAAGGAGGGAUGAACUGUUAUCACUAUUUUUAGUGAUCACAUUAUGUGUGUAUGAAAUGCAAGUCUUCACUGAGUGAAAAUUUAUCAUAAACCAAUAACUGUGAAGAGUGGGUGCAACAAGGCGGUUUUUUUUUAAAAUAGAUAACAAUGUAGCCAUUUUCUUCUCUAAGGAUUCUCUCUGCAGAUUAGAAUUGUUGUUAUUUUACAUGACUUUUGUAAGGCUACAGUGGACCGGUGACAACUCAUUUCAGAUAUGCCAAGAAAUUUCCUGUGUGGCCUUGUUUUAUGGACAGGACUUUCUUCUGAUUUGUAGUAAGCUUACAUUGACUGGCCUAUUCAGACAAGGUACUGUUACUGUACAGUUCUGCAUUUAUGGGUGAUACAGUAGACGAGGAUUUCCUAAAUUAACUUAUUCAGAUUCAGAGGUGCACAUCCUCAGUGAUUGCCACAGGUUUACUUGCCUAAUGUGGACAUAAACAAUUUCAGAUGGUAGGAGUGCUGGAAACAAUGGGAUGCCUCUAUGGCUUUUGAUGGUCUGAGGGACUCUUAGCAUGACGGCACUCGACCUGAUGUUAUGUGAAAAGGGGUUUAGUGUAUAGAUUGAACAGAAGCUAGACCUAACUAUUGUGAAGGUGGCUAAGGGUCACAUAAUCCUUUCAUGAUGAUGGUGAAUGUUUUUUAGGCAAGAUUUCAUUCCACCAAGCUGCUUAUCCUUAUAUCCAUUAAAAGUUUUAAUACCCAUUUAAAAUAAAUUCUCACAUUCCUUACAUUAUUACAAUUUUUUUAAUUAAAAUGUCGAUAGUCGUCCUCCCCCAAGAAAAAAAAAAUCACGACAGCAUGUGAACAUGUGAGCACAAUCAUGGUUGUGUUUGUAGGUGGUGAUACAAGAAUAAAUAGUAUGAAUUUCAUUGCACUAGAAUAUCUCACACAGAUCAGGUUGAAUGAAAAUGAACUUUUCACUCUUUGCUCCCAUGAGAAAAGUUUUACACAUCUCAAAUGCUAACUGUACAGUCUCCUUUUGAAUUUUUUUUUUUUUAACAGAGUGGAUGGGUAAUAACUUACCAGAAAAUGUACAUUACUCACAGUUGUAUGACAAGAGAACUCAAAGUGGAUUUUAAGAGCUACGUAGUGUGAAUAUUGUUAGUUAUCGGACAACAGUAUGUGUUCAAACUUGUCUUCACGUUGGUGCUUGUAGAUGAGAUCAAAGCUAAAAUUAAAUGUUAAAAAAAUAAAUAAGGAUUGUAUGCUGUUCUCAUUUGGAGCUCAAGAAUCUCAGUUAAUGUGUUCUUUGUCAAAUAGUCCCCAUUACAGCUUUUAAAAGAAGUAGGACUAUACCCCUGUGAUGAUCUUGAGUGGGUGAGCUUCCAUCGUCAAAGAGUUAAACAAGCCAAUGUGAUUGUGAAAGGACUGUAAAAAUGAGGGUGCUGAAUUGAGCUUUGACUCUUUAACUCGGAUGUCCAAAGGCUGCCUGCAAGAACUGUCAUGCUUUAUAAUGAUGCUGUGAAAGUAACUGCAGCAAAGGACAUAACCAUAAUGCUGUACAUGGAUAUAAAUGAUCACAUUUUGACAGGCACAACAUUCGUUUGCUCAAAUAAUUCAUGCAAUAUAUUGAAAUUAAUGUAGUGACUUUACAGUUCAUAUCAUUUUUAUCUCAUUGUUUUCAGAUGUCUUGACUGGCCUGUUUUUAUAUUAAUUCUACUGCCAUAAGAAUGUUCAAAUGAAUGUGUGGAUGGGAAAUGGUGUUUUUGUCCAGCACAAUACAGUUUUCUUUACAUUGCACUUUUAAUAACCGUCAAUAAACAACUAUUGAAUCUUUUACAAUAAGACGUAAAGUUCUUCAUAUCACUUUUCAUUCCUAUUGCAAAUUUUAGAUAGUUGAGGUGUCCUGAUUUUAAAAUAGGAAAGAUUUUUGCAAUGGGAUGUUAGCCGAGUGCUGUUUGUUUUCUUCCAGUUCUACAUCUUAGAUGCUACAAAUGUCAAAAUAAUAUUCUUUCUCAUGAAGUAGUAAUGUUUAAAAAAAAAAAUUAAAUGAGAAAACGGCAAGGCUUUUUAUGUGUGGCAGGCAUACAUCAUUAUAUCCCAUGAUUUGAAGUUUUCAACCCUAUAACUUCAAGCUAAAAUCAUAGUGACACACAUUGAGUGCAUUAAUCUGACCAGGAACUCUUCUUCAGCACUUGAAUAUUUUUUUUCUUUAACCCUCUUAGCACGAUAGUAGCUCUGCUCUUGUGACCCAAGAAUAUUAAACUGUUUAUUUUCUUGGGUUAUUGCUGCCUUAGACUGAAGUCAUCAAUUUUCAUUACUUUUAUAGCAAAAGAUGAGGCUGUUUUUCUUUUCAAAAUGUAUGUUUCUUAAUCUAAUGUUUUACCUGAGAGCAGUAGAGUACAAUAACAACCAUCUCCCUCUGACGUCUUCAACAUCUCAAGCUAUGCGCCAUUAUUUUAUUAUAUAAUUAUAUUUUUAUGCCGUGCUAAGAGGGUUAAUUAUGGUUGUGAAAUUUGAAGCUGGUUCAACCAACAUAAUAAAGAAAACUAAAAACAGU
Molecule: messenger RNA, 7422 nt
Organism: Pomacea canaliculata
Lineage: Eukaryota; Metazoa; Mollusca; Gastropoda; Architaenioglossa; Ampullariidae
Product: multiple C2 and transmembrane domain-containing protein 1-like
Exons: 19
Coding region: 1718-4459 (913 amino acids)
Biological process (GO): regulation of neurotransmitter secretion
Cellular component (GO): synaptic vesicle membrane
Molecular function (GO): calcium ion binding
Source: RefSeq, a predicted model, not a curated record